AUGGACCAGAGACGAUUGCUCAAACUGCAACAGCGUCUUAGAGGCAGCAACAGACUACCCGAUGCCGCCUCUCUUGCUACUUCCGCCAAAGUGACAAAACCCUCGCCCAAGCCGAACCUGUCCUUUACCAAUGUCUUUGAGACUUCCGACUCUACACUCGAUGUCACCAUCGGCAGCAAUACUACCAUUGCUAGAAACACAACAGUGGAUCCACAAUACGAAGCAGCAUUACCCAGCAAGCUGCUAUCCAACGCCAGCCCUGCGCCCAGCGCCGGCGCUUUGCCCCCCGAUUCGCCCCCCGAUUCGCCUCCAGUAUUGGCAACAAAUUCUUCCCCCCCCUACAUCGACCCAGAUUUCAACAUUCUUUUGACACCACCCACGGAAACUACAUACAACUCCACCACAUACAACUCCACCACAUACAACUCCACCACACACAACUCCACCACACACAACACACCUGCUAAUCCACCCGUGGAAAACAACCAACUCACUAGUUUCAAUUUCAACCACUACUCUCUAAACCAACUAAACUCCUCCAUCGUUUCCAUCACCACCAUCGACCUUCUAACCUCCAUCUUCAAAAACAUCUUCCACUCCAACCUAAUCCCCAAAGCCACGGAUGAAUUCAACAAUACCCGCCGCCACUCAACGUUAUUACAAAAAUUAUUGCUCAAACUAGACGUCAAAAUCUUUUCCGAUUUCAUAUCAAAAGUUAUACUCUCCGCAAACUUCUUGCUAGAUCUCAACCUCUCGAACAACUUGAUCGUUAAAAAGAUCAAGCUUCUCCACAAGACAAAGGAGUAUUUAAACAACGCCAUCUGGGAAAAAAGAUCUCUUUUAAAUCAGUUGAAAUUCACCUAUUUCCAACUAUCAACCAAAAAUCAUGAUCCCACCCAUUUAUUGCAAUUAAACCAAUCAAUAAAACACUUAAAUCAUUCAAUAUUAAACCCAUCCGAUCCAUCCAAUCAAAUACCCCCGCAACAUCACCCUCGCAGCUCCACCGCUCUAAUCAAUCUCAUUAACCCCAACAAUGGAUUGUUACAAAAAAUCAAAAAUUUAAAUAUUCAAUUGAAAAAAAACUUGCAAAAUAUUUCUUGA
Henningerozyma blattae CBS 6284 is the source of this 1101-nucleotide messenger RNA. It is a transcript of the gene AME1, whose product is annotated as Ame1p. NCBI's taxonomy places the organism in Eukaryota, Fungi, Ascomycota, Saccharomycetes, Saccharomycetales, Saccharomycetaceae. The record is from RefSeq and is a predicted model, not a curated record. The coding region runs from base 1 to 1101 and encodes 366 amino acids. The transcript has a single exon.